This is a messenger RNA of Schistosoma haematobium, 1335 nucleotides long. RefSeq lists its product as uncharacterized. The record is from RefSeq and is a predicted model, not a curated record. NCBI's taxonomy places the organism in Eukaryota, Metazoa, Platyhelminthes, Trematoda, Strigeidida, Schistosomatidae. The transcript has a single exon. The annotation marks the transcript as partial.
AAUUUACAAAGUAACUUGAGAGAUUGGUUCAUAACGGAUUUUAGAGAAAACGUGAUAAUUGAAUGGCUACGACAAAUGGGACUACUAAGAAGUUCCCCUAUUUGUGAUUGUGGUAAUCAAAUGACUUGUGGAACUUGUGUAGACUACUGUGAUGAUGCUAUCUUUCGAUUUAAUAUGUGUUGGAGGAAGAAUUCUGCUAGAAUAGGAUAUUUUCCUUCAAUCCAGAUUGAGGCUAAGGCAAAUUAUGACAAUUAUUGCGAACUUUAUAAUAAAAGUAGCAGUAACACUGACUGCAGCCAGGUACCAUAAUAUAUAUGGAUGAUUGGAGAGCGUAAAGAUGCCUACAUAGACUUUGUUAUGUGCAUCGUGUCAUUAUCCACAAGUGGCAUUUUGUGGACUCAACAACUGAAGUGCACACAAACAGUAUUGAAGUUAUGUGGUCGAGGUUGAAAGAGUUUGUGCUACCUUGUCAUGGCUCCAGAUGCUGACUAUUAUGGAGCCAGAUGAGUGAUUUCCUCUACCGUAUACUUUAGAACCUCUAAAUCUCUUUCUAACCUUGACAAGUUUUUAAACCAUGUAAAAGAUGUAUAUCCACUUUAAUUCUUUGAUUUUGUAUAACAUCUCUUUACUCUAUACUAACUGUUUACUGAUUGGCCAAUAUUUCUCAAGGUCACUUAAGAUUCGUUCAAACGUUGACCAUAAAUUAUAGUCUCGGCACUAUGGAAAUCAUGUAUGUAAUGGGAUUAUGUAGUUUUAUAAAGUGACUGAUAUAUAAUGAGCAUAAUAAUAAUAAGAAUCCGUAAAUUUAAAGACGCAUUUGUUACAAAAGAAUUCACCAAGAUUGUCAGAAAAUACACUAAUGAAAAUUUUUAUUACUUAACAGUCAUUGGAUUUCAAAGUAGGGGACUCAAUAAAAACAUGGUUAAAAUCAUUAUAUUCUGGUGUUCAAGAGUAUCUAACUGAUACUCAACAGUAAUGGUAGAUACUCAUGAAUAAUACAUUAAUGAGAGUAUAUUUUGUAUAUAAAAUGAUUACAAAUUCUUUCUGUAGAUUAUCUUUUAAACACAUUUGUUCACUUUUAGUUAAGUACGAAGAAACUUAUGUAGUUAAAAUAUUGAGUUAAUGAUAUUGUGGUGCGUGCUACUUAUAUUGAUAUAAGUAGUAUAUGGCGCGAGUCAGGAAUGUAAUGUCUGGCGGCAGAAGAUGGGGAAGAUCAAGAAAGGAAGAACGGGAAUAGAAAGCAAUUAGUAUGGAAAUGCAAGAACGAUGAAGUUCGAGACAAUUACUGAACAUUUUGCAAAUUAAGUAUUAUAAUAUGGUUUUUUCUGUUUUAUC